Molecule: messenger RNA, 1203 nt
Organism: Corticium candelabrum
Lineage: Eukaryota; Metazoa; Porifera; Homoscleromorpha; Homosclerophorida; Plakinidae
Product: G-protein coupled receptor 143-like
Exons: 8
Coding region: 26-1198 (390 amino acids)
Biological process (GO): G protein-coupled receptor signaling pathway
Cellular component (GO): membrane
Molecular function (GO): dopamine binding; L-tyrosine binding; L-DOPA binding
Source: RefSeq, a predicted model, not a curated record
GAUUCGAGUUGCUAUUUUGGCGCACAUGGCGACACUGCACCGGCUCAGUUGCUUGAAUAUAGACGACGAUGAGCGUACAGCGUUUCUGGGUUUGUGUAUUGCGAGUUCUACUCUCGGUGUUCUCGGUGCUACAUUCCUACUCGUCACACUGCGACAGCAAUACGCAAGAGUUGGAACGAGACUGGGCGGUAGUGGAAGCUUCUAUUUGAGUACGUAUCAGAUUCAUAUAAUAGUCUGUCUCGGAGUCUGCGACCUCAUUGCGUGCAUUGGAGUUAUAGCUCGGUCUGUAUUGUGGUUUAUUUACAAUCCCAAACAUGGUGACCUUUUCCAUACGACAGGAAACGUGGUGUGGGUUGUGAUUGUGGAGGUUGUUGUAACAGGCAGCUACAUUGCCACGUUUCUCUGGACUUGUUGCUAUGCAAUCGAUAUAUACUCGUUUAUGACCAGAAGGUCAAGAUUUCUGUACUGCUAUCAUGUGGCAGUCUGGUUUAUGACUGGAUCGUUGGUAGUUUUGGCAAUGGUUAGUCUGUUUGGAGUGGCAGAAAAGGGGUAUCAUUCUCGUCUUCAUGUCGAUUGUUCAAAGACAUUGUACAGUGUUCUAUACGACAUGUGUUUUCUCCUACCGAUCCUCACAUCUCUGCUCUUCUUGCCGAUUGUCUACAUCAUGGCCUCGUGCUACACCGUUCAGUUCGUAACGAGUGGUGGAAUAAUGGGAGAGAUAGAACGACGAUCGAUCACCAUUCUCAAACUGAAAUUCUUUCUCUUUGCAUUGGCAUUCUACAUCUGCUGGUUUCCAACUGCAGUCGAUCUGAUCUGGCUGUUGACAAGAGAAACAAGCAAGGAAUACUUAGAAGUUCCAUUUGCACUUUGGAUGGUCGAGGCUGUUGUCAACCCUCUGCAGGCUCUAUUCAACGGUUUUCUCUACAGCAAAACCGAUUUCUGGCGUCGAUGUCUCGUGUCGUCAGAUGAAGCAACACACGACGACGAACAGACUGCAAUGUUUUAUUCACGAACGACGCCAGACUCGAUGGAAGGAUCGUAUGCAAGUGGCAGCACCGACGGCCAAUGUACAGAAACCUACGCGUCGAUUUCGAAUCCUCAGCAUUCGGGUAGAGAGACAACUUCGAGUAGAAACGGCAACUAUUCGUCUCCUGUGUCGUACGAGUCGAUAGCGCGACGAUCGAGCGACCUGAUGUGAACCAU